CAAGGUUAACCUUGAAACGCUGAUAAACACUCGUCUUGAAUUUUGUGAAAAUUUGAGUAACCCACUUGUACUUGUAUAUUCAGCUAAAUACAGUUUAUUUUAAGCAUAUGAAGUAAAUUAAUUAUUAAAAUUUAUAUUUGGAUUUAAAUUCAGGUCAUGUCUGAUUCAAACAACACAGCGUUCAAAACAGCCAUUAGGAGAGCGUGCAGUAAUGUUCUUCCGAUGAAACAGCUAAAGGUGUUUGGUGUUGUUUGUUUGGAAAAGGACAAGGAAAAAGAACAGACGCUGAAAAUUGACAUCAACAUAAAUAACAACGAAGAGGUCGGCGCAGGUCAAUCUCAGCAGAGUGUCGAAAAAAAUCACAGAGUUAGUGCGGAUACUACUGAACUGUCGACGAAAAUUUGGAUGUUCGCUAAAAGGUUAAUCAGUUAUACAAAUCAGUUGAAAGUGUUUGGUAUUAUCUACAUAUCGCAUAGAACAACCGAGUAUUAUAUCACUCUUAAUCACAGUGUAGGUGAUAAGCCUGUCACAACUGGGAGCGUAAAACGCAGUGUCGGUCAAACAAUUAAAGAAAUCAAAACCGUAACUGAAGACGUUAUCCCUCCAAAAGGCAAGAAGCUAACAAUGAAUGAAGACAAAGAAAUGCAAGAUAAGUCUCUUUGCACUGGGAGCGUAAAGCGCAAUGUCAGUCAAAAAACAGAAGCAGGCAAACAACAACCUGUAACUAAAGACGUUUACCCAACACAUAUCAAGAAGCCAACACAGAAAGAGUACAAGGGAACACAAGAUAAACCUUUCCGCACUGAGAGCGAACAAACAGUGAACAAGCAAGAGAAAAACUGUAACAUGGGAAACAGAACAUUUAUCUCACCUAAGUUUAAAGAGCCAAACAAGAAAUUUCGACUUCAGACAGAGCAUGGUAUAAUAGAGGGGUCGGAAGAUACUAUGCAGUUUGUGCAUGUGCAUGACGAAUCCAAAACUGCUGAGACAGUAAGAAAUGAAUAUGGUGAUUAUAGCACUACAAUCACAACACCGAGUAGACCCGUAGCAGCAACAAAUGUAAACAUGAAAAGAAAAAGUACGAGCCAGGUUGAACAAGUUGGAGCAACAAUCGGUAAAAAAAUAAAGCAAGAAAGAUCUGGAGAAAUGAAUAAGGUUAAACUUACGUGUCGGAAGUGCAAAAAGAAGAUAUUGUACAGCAAGAAAUGUAUGAUAAAACAUAUUAAAGUAUGCGCCAAUGUAUGUGACCUGGAUGCACUAGGAUAUAUCAUUAAAGGAUAAAUAACUGGGCCUUUUUCUUGACAAUUUCUGAAAAAAAUAAUCACACAUGCUGAAGAACCUGCAUGCAUCUUCAGUGGUUUUCUAUUGAAUUACUAAUAUUUAAAGUUGCUCACAGUACGUAAACUACUUUUCGUUAUUCAUGGUAAAAGAGAUAAGUUUGCAACACAGCGGUCAAAAUGUGCCCAAAACGCCUUUUAGUGUCACCUGCCUUGCCUCUUUGGAUUAGCUUGAAACCUUCCUGUUUAAGAUCUUCAUAUACAUAAAGCUUUGACGUGUAAAUAACCAGACAUAUAUGUACUAUUUUAUUGUAACGUUUUAUGAUAAAUCUAUCUUACUUUUUUGACUGUGACAGUUUCCCAAACCAGUUUCAAGAUGUGACAAUUAUUAAGUAUUUCUAGCUUAUGUUAAGCUGAGACUAAAUGAUAACUUUAUUCAAAACUUGAAUGAAAAACAACAAAAGCAUUGUUUUAGAAUAAUAGUGCUUGACUUAAAACUUAUGCAAUAUUAAAAAAAAUAGAAUGAUAUAAGAUCCUAUAUCUUUUGAUCAGAGGAAUGUAAUAUUUGUCAAGUCUUAUAAGAAGAAUAUCAUUUUGUUCUAGUCUGAAGUCUUUAUUCUGCUAAUAGACGUUAAUAUAUACCCCUAUUUUUUAAAGGCGUAGAUAAAAUAUGCAAAGGUUUAUUAAAUAAGUUACAUCUGAUAAAGAGGAUCUCAGUUUAUACGUUCACAAUACAGUUUUAGCUAGUUGACACAUUAAUGUAUAAGUAUGAUAAGUCGAUUCAUUUUUAUCAUGUUACGUUUUUUAUAUUGUAUUUUUAGUGAAUAACAUACAUGUGUGAGAGACAUACUAGUUAACUUUUAUAUAGACUUCAUACUUUUGAGCUUUAAGAAUAUAGUUAAACUAAUCUGUUAGUUAUAAUUCCAUUUUUUAGUAUAUACGGUUGCUAAAGUAUAUUUAUAUGUAUUAAAAAUAUCUAUUCAUUUCAACAAUUACUUUGUGUCUGUGUUGUGACUAUAUAUUUAUUGUUCUCUAAAAUAGUUUGCCAAAACUGUUCUUAAUCUAAUCUCAUUUAAUUUCAUUAAGGUGACAAUAAUAUAUUUAAAGAUUAUGACAUUUUAUUCUUAGUAUGGUAAUGUGUGGAACUAACACACUCGCGAUGUGCCCAUUGUUUAACGGCCAGUUGUCCUCGUCAUUUGUUUCUGAAUACUCAGCAUAUUGACAUUUAACUAUGCCUGUUCGGCAUACUGGACAAUUGUUAUUUGCAGAUGCUGUCAUGAGUGCAUAUAGUAAUAUUUCCACAGGAAAGGUAAAUUACAUCCGCAACGCGUUCAAGACAAAUCUUGCAAUUUCGUCUUUAGAUAUUUUUAUUUAUUCUUGGAAUGUCUGAAUCUCAUCAACAUUUUCGUUGCGUUUUUUUCAUUCACGCUAUGAUUCAUCGCCAUACUUUAGUUUUUUCCAUCUCCAUCAAAAUGGAUUACAGGUCACUCGCGCGAAAUUGAGCGAUUUGACAUUUCCUCUCCGUCUGUGUAUAUUAGCUGAAAUGCCUUUCCAACCCAUAUGGUUACCAAACGGCGCUGCUUUCAUCGCCGCUUUCUGGCGAAUUGAUUCGUGUUCAUAUAAGUUAGAAAUGGUUUUUACUUUUUUUUCAAAGUAAAGUCACAAAAUACCAAAAUAACAAAGCUUGUCUUUUCCUGGUAUUUCUGUUACGACAUUGCUUGUUGUUUACCCAUUUCUUUUUUGUCAACGUACGUUUUGCCUUUACAAAUGAUCAUACGCUGGCAUGUCAGAUACAAUCUGCAUGGUCAUACAUUGGAUCGUCACAAUUUCAAAGUUAUUUAGCCCGCCACCUCAGUGGUAGCAACGAAGUGAAUCGCCCACACCUGCAAUACAUAUGAAAAUUAAAUGAACAUUUUGACAAUGAAAACGAUGUAAAAUAAAACGCAACCAAAAGAAACAGACCAAUUCCCGAGUACAGUGGCCCGGCGAAACCAAAUCCCUGACCUUAACGGGAGUAUUGACUGGCGAUGAUGUUGAAUAUUAUGUGAAUGGCUCGUCCUGUAGGUAUUGUAUACCAAGCAAACGUUG
This is a messenger RNA of Mya arenaria, 3365 nucleotides long. RefSeq lists its product as uncharacterized. The record is from RefSeq and is a predicted model, not a curated record. The transcript is spliced from 3 exons. NCBI's taxonomy places the organism in Eukaryota, Metazoa, Mollusca, Bivalvia, Myida, Myidae. Bases 157 to 1281 code for a protein of 374 amino acids.